AUGUCGACAAGUAUGCACGGAAACCUAGACGUGGCGGAACUGCACCGAUUUGCAGCCGAGGCAGCCAUCCUCGCGGGCUCGUACCUGCGGGACCAGGCGCUCCUCCGCACGCAAGCCGGCGGGGCUAGCACGUCGCUGGACGACUCGAUACAGAUCAAGGAGAAUGCGGCGGAUAUCGUCACGAAGGCGGAUACGCACUCGGAGCAGAUGAUCACCGGGCUGAUCAAGGAACGGUAUCCGGAUCACAAGAUCAUAGGAGAGGAGAGCUACUCGGCUGGCGAGGAGAAGCGCUUCCUGCUAGACGAUGACCCUACAUGGAUCAUCGAUCCACUAGACGGCACUGUCAACUUUGUUCACCUCUUUCCGACAUGCUGCGUUUCAAUCGGCUUCUGCGUCAACAAAGUACCGGUCGUCGGCGCCAUCUUCGCCCCCAUCCUCGGCGGACUGCACCUCACGAACGCCUCCGGGACGCUCUUCUCGGCCGCCAAAGGGCUCGGCGCCUGGUCCACCCCCAUUCAAUUCCCCUACGACCCGUCCAUCCUCUCUCCUCCCGCCUCGACCUCCGCCAUCCCUUCAAACCCCUCUCUCAAGCCUCAACCCUGGCAACACGCCAUGCCGCUCCCCUACCUCCCACCUCAACCGCUCCCCUCCGACGCUCCAAAAGGCUGUCUCUACCUCUCAGAAUGGGGCAAAGCGCGCCUCGAUACGCCUGAAUCGAACCUCUCGCGCAAGGUUACUUCGUUCCAUAAUAUGGCGGCGGAGAUUGGAGGACGUGGAGGGAAGGGUGGGAUGGUGCAUGGGGUCAGGAGUCUGGGGAGCGCGACGCUCGAUUGUGUGUAUGUUGCGACGGGCGCGGUUGAUAUCUUCUGGGAGGGAGGAUGCUGGGAAUGGGAUGUCUGCGCCGGCAUCGUCCUCAUCACCGAAGCAGGCGGCCGUGUCGUCCCCUCCGCCCCUCCUCCGCAAUGCCUCUCCGACCCGACCGCCCCCAUCCCCGACGCUGACCUCGGCGGACGCCUCUAUCUCGCUGUGCGAGCGUGUGCAGACACGGAAGACGAGACGGGCAGGCAGGCGCAGGACAGGCUGGUGAGGGAGGUCUGGAGGAGGACUGUGCCGCUGAAUUAUUCGCGGCCGACGUAG
Messenger RNA from Rhodotorula toruloides NP11, 1137 nucleotides. RefSeq names its product myo-inositol-1(or 4)-monophosphatase. The transcript is spliced from 7 exons. The record is from RefSeq and is a predicted model, not a curated record. Gene Ontology annotation, biological process: inositol metabolic process; signal transduction; phosphatidylinositol phosphate biosynthetic process. Gene Ontology annotation, molecular function: inositol monophosphate 1-phosphatase activity. Bases 1 to 1137 code for a protein of 378 amino acids. NCBI's taxonomy places the organism in Eukaryota, Fungi, Basidiomycota, Microbotryomycetes, Sporidiobolales, Sporidiobolaceae.